AUGGUGGUUCACAUGAAUGGAUACAGCUUCCAUGUGCACGACUGUGCAUACAUUGUGCUGGAUUGGGACAAAUUUGAAGCGAACCAUAAUGACGCAGAGCCAUGUGUGUAUUGUGGCUCUGUGGAUGCCACAGAGGAGAUGUUGGAGUGUGACAAGUGCCUGAAGGGAUACCACACGGCCUGUCUCACCCCACCGCUCGAAGAACUGCCGCCAGAUGAUGUGGCUUGGAUUUGCCCCUUCUGCGAAACUGGGAGCUCUGCUCCCGAAGGAGCAACUAAGACCGCACGUGAGCUGUAUUUGGGAGGAGACUCAAUUUUGGCAGUCUGCCGAAUAGAGGCACUGUGGGAGGAUGCAAAUGGUGAACCGUACUGUAAAGCUCGCUGGUACUGGAAGCCAGAGGAAACGCACACGGGCAGACAGAGGCAACAUGCUGCACGUGAGAUAUUUCUGGGUGAACACUGCGAUGACAAUCCAGUGGAUGCUCUGCUGCGGCCAGUACAAGUGCUGGCACCAGAAAGCUUUGGAAAGGCCAACGAAGGGGAUGACGUGUAUUUGUGCAGAUUGAAGUACAACGCACUUACCAAG
Ostreobium quekettii is the source of this 585-nucleotide messenger RNA. The record is from the annotation of a GenBank genome assembly. NCBI's taxonomy places the organism in Eukaryota, Viridiplantae, Chlorophyta, Ulvophyceae, Bryopsidales, Ostreobiaceae.